Molecule: messenger RNA, 2216 nt
Organism: Apus apus (common swift)
Lineage: Eukaryota; Metazoa; Chordata; Aves; Apodiformes; Apodidae
Gene: BLK
Product: BLK proto-oncogene, Src family tyrosine kinase
Exons: 13
Coding region: 89-1669 (526 amino acids)
Biological process (GO): protein phosphorylation; innate immune response; cell surface receptor protein tyrosine kinase signaling pathway
Cellular component (GO): extrinsic component of cytoplasmic side of plasma membrane
Molecular function (GO): non-membrane spanning protein tyrosine kinase activity; signaling receptor binding; ATP binding
Source: RefSeq, a predicted model, not a curated record
UUUCAGAGCGGUCGGUCCCAUGGAUGGUGUGGACGUGGUGGGAGCCAGAGAUUUCUGACAGAGAACUUCUGCAAGGGCCCUCAGCCCCAUGGAGCAUCUGUCAUGGGUCGGACCAGUUGUUCGUCCGUCCUCAGGUCGUGUCUCCAGGAGCAGCUCCGUGGGAAGCAGGAUGGGGUUGCUCGGGAGCAAAAAUCAGCUGACAUCCAAUGAGAAACACGCUUCUGGAAGUAACCCAAAAACCAAGAGUAAGCCUCCUCCUGCCCCACCCAAGGGAAGACAAUUUAUCAGCAUCCCUCAUCUAAACCAAGCCUCUGUACAAGACAACUUUGUGGUGGUUGCACUGUACGAUUUUCCUGCCUCAAGUGACCGUGAUCUGCCUCUGGUCAAGGGGGAGAAACUCCAAGUCCUGUCCAAUGAGGGGGACUGGUGGCUGGCAAAAUCCCUCAGCAGCGGGAGGAAAGGCUACAUUCCCAGUAACUUCGUUGCACAAGUAGACAGUUUGGAAGAGGAAAAGUGGUAUUUUAAAACUCUGAGCAGAAAAGAUGCUGAAAGGCUGCUGUUGUCUUCUGGUAACAAAGUUGGCUCUUUCCUUGUACGAGAGAGUGAAACCAGCAAAGGUGCCUAUUCAUUGUCUGUGAGAGACAGCAACUCUGCUCAUGGGGACAUCAUCAAACACUACAGGAUCCGCUCCUUGGAUGGCGGGGGUUAUUACAUCUCCCCCAGGAUGACUUUCUCCAACCUGCCAGAGCUAAUCCAUCAUUACAGCCAGAAGGGGGAUGGUCUGUGCCAGCGGCUCACAGCUCCCUGCAUAUCCCUGGUUCCCCAGAGACCCUGGGCACAGGAUGAAUGGGAGAUCCCAAGGGAAUCUCUGAAGCUUGUGAAGAAACUUGGCAGUGGGCAGUUUGGGGAAGUAUGGAUGGGUUACUACAAGAACAACAUCAAGGUGGCUGUGAAGACCAUGAAGGAGGGCAGCAUGGAUCCUGAUGCCUUUUUGGCAGAAGCCAACUUGAUGAAGAGGCUGCAGCACAACAAACUGGUCAGGCUAUAUGCAGUAGUCACAAAGCAGCCAAUCUACAUUGUGACAGAGUACAUGGCCAAUGGGUGUUUGCUGGAUUACUUGAAGACAGAAGAAGGAAGCCAAUUGAAUCUCCCCAAACUCAUUGAUAUGUCUGCUCAGGUGGCAGAGGGCAUGGCGUACAUCGAGCGCAUGAACUCCAUCCACCGCGACUUGAGAGCCGCCAACAUCCUCGUCUCGGAGACACUCUGCUGCAAAAUUGCUGAUUUUGGCUUGGCCAGGAUCAUUGAGGAUGAAUACUUGGCACAAGAAGGUGCCAAAUUCCCAAUCAAAUGGACAGCACCAGAGGCCAUUAACUUUGGAGUUUUCACCAUCAAAUCUGAUGUGUGGUCUUUUGGGAUCCUCUUGACAGAAAUCAUAACCUACGGCAGGAUCCCUUACCCAGGAAUGACCAACCCUGAGGUGAUUCGCAACCUGGAGCGGGGCUAUCGCAUGCCCUGCCCGGACAUGUGCCCCGCUGAACUCUACAACAUCAUCCUGAAAUGCUGGCGGAACAAACCAGAGGAUCGCCCGACCUUCGAGUACCUGCAGUCGGUUCUUGAGGACUUCUACACUGCCACGGAGAAGCAGUACGAGGCAGAACCUGAGCAGUGAAGCCACAGUCUGCCUGGGGACAGAUCUGGAGGAAAACCACUGCCCUGCACAGCUCUGCGAUGGCUCAUCUCAGGCCUCUGCCUUCCUCUUGUGUGCCACCAUGAUGGCAGGAUGGAGAUGGGGAACAAGGAGGGACACAAGGAAGGUUGGUACUGCCAGCUCUGUGCUUAUCACGGAGACUAAAGAGGUGGCUGAGAACUGGCACAGCUCCUUCCUCAUCCACCUUGGAGGUCUGAACCCACUUCGCAGACAUAGUUUCUGCCAUGAAGGACAGCAGGACUCCUUUGUGACCCAUCCAGAGAAAGAAAAUCCCCUCAGCCCUGCAACUGCAGCCCUGGGAAGAGGGCAUCAUGGCCAAGGUGGUGGUAUGGAGAAAGCACAACCUCUCCCCCUCAUCUGGUGCCACUGCCAGCAAUACUACCGCUCCCCUCGUGCCACAGGCAGGGAUGGGAAAAUGUUCUGUCUGCACCUCCUUGGGCCACUCCAGACCCCUAAGCUCUGGAUCAAUCUCUCCAGGUGGUGCCACCCCCCUUGUCCCAAAUCAAUA